GUUAGAAACGCGUCGUAACGGCAAGCAACAUGACCGGACUAUAACUGUCGAAAGUGUGAGCUCCGCCAUCUUCGUUUUAUGCGACUCAUGCGCAAAACAUUAACGCAACGUCUUUCUUUCAGCGUGUAUCGUCACUUUGCGAAGAAUGGCACCGAGAUACGAGCUGGCCGUGGGCCUGAAUAAAGGUCACAAAACCACGAAAAUUCGUGUAGCCAAGAAUGCAUCUGAAAAGGAAAAGACUGUCACCAUUCGCCCUGCUCGACUAAAAGGAAGAUUAACGAAGCACAGUAAAUUCAUUAGAGACUUGAUCAGGGAAGUUACCGGGCAUGCUCCUUAUGAAAAGAGGGCAAUGGAAUUGCUCAAGGUAUCCAAGGACAAAAGAGCACUGAAGUUUUUAAAGCGGAGGCUGGGAACCCACAUCAGAGCAAAAAGGAAGCGUGAAGAAUUGGGUAAUAUCUUGGUCCAAAUGCGAAAAGCGGCUGCCCACCACUGAUAAACUUCUAAAAAAAAGGUGUUAAAUCAAUAAAACGAUUCAAAACUAUAA
Cephus cinctus (wheat stem sawfly) is the source of this 544-nucleotide messenger RNA. It is a transcript of the gene RpL36, whose product is annotated as 60S ribosomal protein L36. The record is from RefSeq and is a predicted model, not a curated record. Gene Ontology annotation, biological process: cytoplasmic translation. The coding region runs from base 146 to 493 and encodes 115 amino acids. The transcript has 4 exons. Lineage: Eukaryota; Metazoa; Arthropoda; Insecta; Hymenoptera; Cephidae. Gene Ontology annotation, cellular component: ribosome; cytosolic large ribosomal subunit. Gene Ontology annotation, molecular function: structural constituent of ribosome.